This is a messenger RNA of Daldinia childiae, 1425 nucleotides long. RefSeq lists its product as uncharacterized. The record is from RefSeq and is a predicted model, not a curated record. Lineage: Eukaryota; Fungi; Ascomycota; Sordariomycetes; Xylariales; Hypoxylaceae. The transcript is spliced from 4 exons. Bases 1 to 1425 code for a protein of 474 amino acids.
AUGGCCCCGUCAAUUCCGUCAGUCAUUGCCCGGCCUCUUACCCGGGGCACCGAUAUAAUUCGCGGAGCUCUAGGAAGCCUGACCUGGGGGCCGGCCUUGGCUAUUGCCAAGCCGGCUGUGCUUUCUGUCUUCUCUAAACUCGAGAUUGGUACAUUGUUAUUAGUUGACGAGCCUGCAGGGACAAGAAUGGUCUAUGGGGAGAGACUUUCUUCGAAGGGCGCAAAAGCUAUCAAUGGAGAUCCUCCACUUAGGAAAGCAGACAUAGUUCCUCGGGUUGAAAUAAGAGUGAAAAAUGAUGCUUUUUGGAUGAGGUUGCUUCUUUUUGCUGAUAUGGGGUUUGCGGAAUCAUACAUGCUGGGCGAAUUUGAAUGCGCCGAUUUGACAGCAUUCUUUCAGCUCUUUAUUGCAAACCGAGACCAGUUAAGCAACGGCACUACGAUAUUCUCCUCAGUAUCUGGGACGAUAUCGAGUAUUGCUCGAACUACAAAUACGCUGUCAAACGCGCUCUUGAAUGUCACCGCUCAUUAUGAUAUUAGUAAUGACAUGUUCGCGGCUUUCCUCUCAAAAGACAUGACUUACUCGUGUCCUAUUUGGCAAACCCAAGUAUCUCCUAGCGAACCGGAAGAAAGUCUUGAAGAGGCACAGAUGACCAAAUUAAAACGGUUCAUCGACGGCGCUAGGAUCAAGUCUACUGAUCAUGUUCUAGAGAUUGGCACAGGUUGGGGGUCUUUCGCUAUCGAGGCAGUUAGAAAGACUGGCUGCCGAGUAACAAGUCUGACGUUGUCAAAAGAACAAAAGAGACUAGCAGAACAGCGGAUCGAUGAAGCAGGAUUCUCAAACCGGAUAGACGUGCAACUACUCGACUACCGUAGCUUACCAGAUACGGCGGUUUUUGAUAAGAUUGUCUCUAUAGAAAUGUUGGAAAACGUCGGUGCAGAAUACAUGAGUACAUAUUUCGCAUGUGUCGAUCGGCUGUUGAAGAAGAAGGGCGGCAUUGCCAUGUUUCAGUGCAUCACGAUGCCGGAAGGGAGACACGAGGCCUAUUCCAAGUCCGAAGAUUUUAUAAACAAGCAUAUUUUCCCUGGCGGUUAUCUUCCGUCCAUUAUCCAGCUCCUUAACCACAUCUCGAAGGAGUCCAAGGGGACGCUAAUCAUAGAGCGGGUUGAGAACAUUGGAGGCCACUAUGCGAAGACGCUGCGUCUCUGGAGGGAGAAUUUUAUGCUCAACUUCGAGUCUAGGAUUCGACCGGCGCUGGAGGCGGAACAUCCACGUAUGACAACGCGGGAGGUGGAAGUGUUUAGACGGAAGUGGGAGUACUAUUUCGCCUAUUGCGAAGCAGGGUUCGUGACGAAGACCUUGGGCGACGUCAUCAUUACCGUUGGAAGAGAGGGCGCGAUGGAAUUGAUGGAGGAUAUUCCCGUUUAA